AUGAGGAUGAUCGAGGCGAGAACUAGGCUCUCUAUCCUUAAGAUCUUUUUACCCCGUCACACGGUGCUUACGCACUUCGACUGCAAGACAACGAACCAGAAAGUACUCUCUGUAGACUAUUGCAGAGAUCAAGACUUUGGUAUUUUCCUAUUCGAAAUAGUUGGAAGAAGGAAAAACGCUAAAGUUGGUGAUAAAGACAGUCUUCAUUGGUUCCCCAAAAAAGUUUGGAAUGAGUACGAGAAAGGCGAGCCCAUGACACUAAUGGAAGCUUAUGGAAUCAAGGAGAAAGAUCGUGCCACGGCCGAGAAAAUGUCUAUGGUAGCUCCAUGGUGGGUUCAAGAUUCACCCGAGGCCAGGCUACCUAUGAGUGAUGUAGUGAAGAUGUUGGAGGGAGUGGUCGAAAUUAUGCCGCCGCCUAAACCAUUUCAUUAUUUGUUUUCGGUUGUGGUGGAUCCGUUGAAGCCACCGAACAAUUGUUUGAGUGAUUCAACAUAUUCAACAAGUGGAACAAAUUCUUACUGGUACAAGGGAAAAACGACUCCAAUUAUGAAUAAGUACAGGAUAUAA
This is a messenger RNA of Olea europaea var. sylvestris, 567 nucleotides long. RefSeq names its product G-type lectin S-receptor-like serine/threonine-protein kinase SD2-2. The transcript has 3 exons. The coding region runs from base 1 to 567 and encodes 188 amino acids. Gene Ontology annotation, molecular function: protein kinase activity. NCBI's taxonomy places the organism in Eukaryota, Viridiplantae, Streptophyta, Magnoliopsida, Lamiales, Oleaceae. The record is from RefSeq and is a predicted model, not a curated record.